Paramuricea clavata is the source of this 954-nucleotide messenger RNA. The record is from the annotation of a GenBank genome assembly. Lineage: Eukaryota; Metazoa; Cnidaria; Anthozoa; Malacalcyonacea; Plexauridae.
UUCGUCAUUGGAAUUAUAAAUUAAUAAAUUAUUAUUAUUUUACAGGUGGGGUUCUUCGUAUACCAGUACGCAAAGCUACGUAUGCUGCAAUUCUAUUAUGACUGUCUAGUAUAAGUAUAUUGAUAAAAGUGAUUUUGAGUUUUGUGAGAUGGACACAGACAGCGCAUACCUUGCGAUCAGUGCAGAAAGUAUUGAUGAUAUAAUUAAGCCUGAAAUGCAAGACGAGUACGAGUCAGACAAAUGUGAUUGGUUUCCACGUACGGACACGGUCGGGUAUGCUAAUUAUGACAAGGGAACACCAGGUUUAUUUAAAGUUGAAUGGGAGGGAUCGGGUAUAGUUAGUCUAUGUAGUAAGACGUAUUAUUGUUUUGUUUUUUUUUGGGGGGGGGGGGGGGGGAAAGAUAAAUAUAGCUGCAAGGGUGUAAAUAAGAAAAAUAAUGUAAUUAAUAAAGAUAAAUAUUUAGAUGUGCUUUUAAGUAAACGUAGUGGGUCGGGUGUAAAUAGGGGUUUUAGGGUUUUAAAUAAUACUAUGUGUUCAUAUGUUCAAGUUAAAAACGCUUUUAGUUAUUUUUAUCCAAAACGUAAAGUUUUGGAGGACGGUGCGUCGACGAUUCCUUUAGAUAUUUAGUUUGUAAAUAGUCGAUAUAUCUUUUUCAAAACAUGUUGUGUAUUUCUCUCGGCCAUCCCCCUCUCCCAUGCAGAGUUUCAGGGACAAAAUAAGUCCCGCACGGGACAAACAGUCCCCCAGGGACACUUUGAGCGUUUUCGGGACUUCCGGGACAAAAAAGUCUCGUGCGGGACAUUUAUAUAAGAGACGGGAGUCAGGUAAGGUCUUUAUUCUACAUCAUGCCUCGAAAGCGUAAAGACUGUCCGAUUUGUGGUAAGAACGAUUUGUUGAAAUUAUCUAACCAUUUAGCAGGUGUUCAUGAACUUUCCGCCACACAAAGACAACCU